Messenger RNA from Nerophis ophidion (straightnose pipefish), 1721 nucleotides. RefSeq names its product methyltransferase like 17 (gene mettl17). Gene Ontology annotation, cellular component: mitochondrial small ribosomal subunit. Gene Ontology annotation, biological process: translation. The transcript has 15 exons. Bases 432 to 1664 code for a protein of 410 amino acids. NCBI's taxonomy places the organism in Eukaryota, Metazoa, Chordata, Actinopteri, Syngnathiformes, Syngnathidae. The record is from RefSeq and is a predicted model, not a curated record. Gene Ontology annotation, molecular function: methyltransferase activity; structural constituent of ribosome.
CGUGUGCAGGUGGCCGAAACUUUUUACUUGGCGUUACCAAAUACAAAAAUAAAACACCUUUACCUGCUUUGUAAGGGCGUAGUUAUGGGGACACGACGCUACGUUUCCCGUGUCUUCUGUCAGCAGGCGAGCGUACUGAAGAUAGUGAGCAGGGGGCAUGUCUUUGGAGGUGGGAGGAAGCCGGAGUACCCGGAGGGAACCCACGUAUUCACAGGGAGGACAUGCAAACUCCACACAGAAAGAUCCCGAGUCCGGGAUUGAGCCCAGGACUACUCAGGACCUUCGUAUUGUGAUGCAGACGCACUAACCACUCUGCCAAGAAUAUAACUGCUGCUGCAAAUCCUCAGACCAAUUUAGAUUUCCUAGAAGGGCAACCACACAAACGACAUCCAGGUAUCAGCCACCUCAAAACCCUGCGCCUGCCUGAGGAGAUGCAGACAGCCGCACGCUCAAUCAUUGACAGGGCUCAGGUGACUCAACUUCCCGACCGCACUCUCAAGCUGACAAACUUCCUGUGGAGCCGGAAGCGAGCUGUGGAGGACUUCACCCUGAGACAGAAAGCGCUCAGUCUUGAGAAAAAGCUAUGGAAAAAAGCAGUGGAGAAAGGAGAUAAUAUGGACAACCACGUAGUGUUGGAAGGCGUCCAGAGGGAGGUUUUUUCGGAGCUCAGACGAACAAUUUAUCACUGGACUCCCUUGAAGUAUAAUGAGGAGCUAGGAGUGGUUUAUAUGGCGUCCCGCAUGGCUGGAGGAUACGCUGCUGUCAGGAGGGCUCUUAAUGAGAUUAAGAAGCGGGAUCCUACCUUUGCUCCUCACUCUCUCCUGGAUUUUGGGUCUGGCUUGGGAACUGUGGCCUGGGCGUCCCACUUUUACUGGGCUGACACUUUGAAGGAGAUUGUGUGUGUGGACAGCUCAGGACCCAUGAACAUUUUGGCAGAGCGACUUCUUAAAGGUGAUGAGGAACACGCUCCUUCUCACAUUAAGCACGUCUACUUUAGGCAGUUCCUCCCGGUUUCCCCCAAGGUGCAGUUUGACCUGGUGACAUCCGCCUUCACCUUGUCGGAGAUUUCCAGCAUUAAGGAGCGAGAAGAGGCGGUGUUCACUCUAUGGAGAAAGACCUCGUCCUAUUUGUUGUUGGUGGAAAACGGUACCAAAGAAGGACAUCAGAUCCUCAUGGAGGCCAGAGACACUUUAUUACAGAAGAAAGAAGAGAGAGUUUACGACUCCAGACCAGCCUCAGUGUUUGCACCGUGUUCCCAUGAAAAGACAUGUCCCAAACUAGCACUCAUGCCUGCACUACCCUGCAACUUCCGCCAGAAGUACAUGCCGCUCAACGGGCACAACAGUCAAAUUGAGAAGUUCAGCUACCUGAUUCUGACACGGGCGCCCCCUCCUGAGGCGAAGAGCAACAUGUCGGUGGAGUGGUCCAGGCUAAUUGCGUCACCGCAGCCCAGGACAAGACACGUGCAUUGCCGCCUGUGCUGCCCCGACGGUCAGCUGAAGCACGUAGUAGUGACCCCAAGAAAACACGGCAGGGAUUUGUACCGCUGCGCCCGCAGCAGUGAGUGGGGCGACCAGCUUCCUCUUAUUCCGGAUGAAGAAGACAAUGACAUGAUCCAACCGGAUGUAGAAGACAAUGACAUGAUCCAAAAUGACAGCGAGUGAUGACACAGGACGCCUCACCACUAUUCAUGUAGGAACCAAUAAAUGUCCAUUUUCUAA